Messenger RNA from Anopheles bellator, 780 nucleotides. RefSeq lists its product as uncharacterized. NCBI's taxonomy places the organism in Eukaryota, Metazoa, Arthropoda, Insecta, Diptera, Culicidae. Bases 1 to 780 code for a protein of 259 amino acids. The record is from RefSeq and is a predicted model, not a curated record. The transcript has 4 exons.
AUGGUUUGCGUUCUGGAGCAAAUGAUACCGGGCUUGCCGAGGGACCCACGGGCCGUGCUGAAGAUGCCGUGGAACAUCACGCUUCAGGAUGUCACUGGCCUUCCUAUGCCAGCGAGCUUCUGGCAGCGUGAUGUGAAAGAGGCAAUAGCACGGCAGACAGCACGACCGUCAACCGUGUUGGAUUUGUUUGUGGAUUGGGCACCCUUCAAGCAGUUGGACAACCCAAAGAUGCUAUCUUGGGUUGUGCUUGGAAGGGUGCGGGAUAUGGAUACCGGGCCACCGGGCAAACCGUUCGGUCUGACGGUAUUUUGCGGCAGCCAAGCGCCAACUGCGCAGAUGUUGCUUGGUCCGCUCUGCCAGCAGUUGGAGCCCAUGACGCACGUCACACCCAGGGCAGUCCUUUCUGACGCCGAGGGACGUGCGCGUGCUAAAGAGACAAAACAUCAUACAGGUUUUCAUUCGUGCCACUACUGCACCAUCCCGGGGGUAAAAGUUAACGAUACUUUUAACUUCUACAGCGAACACUCUUACCCCGCGAGAACCCACGAUGAAUUUGUGGGUCACCAGUACGACGGCACACAUCGUACUGGUGUUCGCACGCAAAUGACGCCAUUAGCGCUUUUGCGAAUUGACAUCGUUAAGGACGUGAUUGUCGGUGACGACCGUCAUUUACUGAACGGUGUUGUUCAAAAUUUUUUCACCAUUUUUACCUCAAAUGCCCGAAUGAUCCGCAACAUUGUAGUUACCACCGCUGCGCCGGUGAAGGAUGUUAACAGCUGA